This is a messenger RNA of Hordeum vulgare subsp. vulgare (domesticated barley), 1326 nucleotides long. RefSeq lists its product as uncharacterized. The record is from RefSeq and is a predicted model, not a curated record. Lineage: Eukaryota; Viridiplantae; Streptophyta; Magnoliopsida; Poales; Poaceae. The coding region runs from base 235 to 1065 and encodes 276 amino acids. The transcript is spliced from 7 exons.
AACAUUUCCGUCGCCGCUUCUUUUAACCAGUAAACCCUCGACGGUGUUUCUAUUUUCACCUCCUCACCGCACAAUCCCCUUCGCCGUCUUCCUGGCUGCGGAUUCUCUCGUUCGGCUUCUUCCGGCAGCUCCCCGCCUCCUCCGGUGACUUAAGUUGCCGGCGGCUUCUGAAAUCCUGUCCAGUUGCCGGAGAAAUGUGCGAGCACCUUGCCGCAGCUUGAUGAGCGACCAGUCAUGCCGGCGCUACACGGACCCGUUCUGUUCGUCAGGCCCGGUGCUUACCAAGAGCUGAAACCGUUCCCCAAAAACGCCGCUGGUUCGUGUAGCAAUUUAUUGGGUGGCAACGCAGUUUGUAGUUCCGUUGAAGGCCAUCAUGUACAGAAGCCACACAUUGUUUCUAGCUUCAGAGUCAACUUUACCAGAGUCAGCCAUUAUCUUCAGAGAAGCUUAAAUGAGAGAACUGCAAGGCACUGGCUGCAUCGGUUUCAUGUUAAUGCUUCAUCGGAUGAGGACUUCCGCUCAUCGCGCAAUAUAGCGACCAGCCUAUUCAAGCAGUAUAAGAAUGUCAUUGAUCGAGGAGGAGGAGAUAACAUAAAAGGGUUUGUUAGUGCUGGAGUGCAGGCAUAUGCCCUAGGCUGUACAGAAGAGGGGCUUAGGAAGGAACUUCUGGAUAUCAAAGAUUCUGGCGUCAAAAUUGAAGGCCUACGAUCCUAUGGAGGAGGAACAAGCUUGAGCUUCAAAGUCAGUUCUUUUGAGGUAAAGGAGUGCAUCCUGUGGCUUAGUAUAGUGUUCAUUACAAUCCUGUGCACACCGCAGCCAACGGUCAUCAGGUGGUCCACUACCCCACCGGUGUCAGCCGACGUCUUGCAUCAGUGGAAAGGAUUUUGUGCGCUGAUAGCAAACGCUUAUUACACCAAGGGCAUGGCAUGGCUGCCAGUGAAGACAUUGCAGUUGGAACAGAUGGCUGUGACAGGCAGUUCAGAGGAGCCAUCAGUGGUCGCAAGUCGGAUGCAGCUAGUUUUCAGCACAUUAGAGGUAGUCAGCCCACAAUGGCCAAGGGUGUGAUGAAGGAAGUAAAAGCGUUAUGAUCAUGCAAAGGCAUGUGGGUUUACAGAAAUCACAUGUCUGAACCAUAUCCAGGGACGAUGAAUCUUCUUUUGUGAUACUGAAGAUAGUGAAGUAAUUGCUCAAUUCAUGUAUAUAGAACCCACAGCUGCUGUAAAUCUGCCUGAUGCACCUUUGUCGUUUCCGCACGUUUUUGCUGUUUAAUUUGCGAGAGAUGUACGCAUAUUUCUUCAAGAAUUAAGCUUGGUCUAUUUGGUGUUA